AUUGCCUAUUACCUAUUUAUUCUGAAUGAAAACAAAAAUAAAAUCUAUUUUAUGUACAAUGUAAUAACGCCAUCUAGUUAAAUUUGCUUAGACUUGAAGUUGAAGUUAACUAUUGAUUAUGAUGAAUUACGAAAUUUGUUUAUAUAUGAGUGGAAGAAUAAAAAUGAAAAUAUAAAGUAAUACAGAGACAAAAUGCCUUCAAAUGCUGAAAGUGGUCUCCAACCAAAUGAGGAUAGACCUCAUACAUUGUUUGUUGCACCAAUAGAUAAUUCAUCUUGGCCUGCAGGACCUCAUAAUAUUUCUUAUACUAUUCCUUCAGAAACAUGGUGGCCGUUUUGUGACUAUUGGAAAGAUCCGCAGCAUAUUCUUUAUCAGUUGGCCAAUUUUUGUUUCGUCCUUGCAUAUUCUUCUACAUGCUCGAAAAAAGGGGUUUUAUUUAUGCAUUGCUGGCUAAUAGUUGGUUUGAUGCUUUUCUCGGCUUGGGCAUGGAACGUCAUCUGCGCUCCUGAUGUAUUCACCUGGAAUUUUGCUUUUAUGGUUAUGAAUAUGGCGCAAGUGUUUCAUAUAGUUUAUCAGCUUAGACCAGUAAAAUUCGAUCCAGAAUUAGAAGAAGCUUAUCACACAUUAAUUGAACCAUUCAAGAUAGGGAGAUUGCAAUUCAAGAAGAUGGUUAGCGCAGAUUUUGCACAAAUUAUGUCUUUACAUGCAGGCGAAGCGUAUGCUGUACAGAAUUUAACGAGGUGUGAUAGGUUGGGAUUAUUGUUAUCAGGCAAGGUGAAUGUUCUUUCCGAUAAUCAAUUCCUGCAUCCAAUUCUUCCAUGCGAGUUUCUAGAUUCACCUGAAUUCGAAUCUAGUAGAAAUACAGUGGAUGACAAAUUUAAGGUAUCAAUAGUUGCAGCCAGCACUUGUAGAUACUUAUUUUGGCAAAGAAGCUCUUUGGAGUACCUUUUUGUGAAAGAUACGUACAUAGCAACAGUUCUUACAACUCUAAUUGCUCGAGAUAUUGCAACCAAAUUAUAUGCCAUGAAUAAUAAGAUUGUCACAGCGAAAGGAUCUCAUCUAGAUAUUAGACUACCUAGUAUAACUUCAUCAUUGACGUCAGGAGGAGAAUAUAAAUCGCCAAUCCGAUCAAAAAAAGCAAACGGAGGUGUUGGUCUUGGUUCGGAACUUUUUUAUACCGAAAUUCCUAAACAUAAAUAUCGUGAGAACAAUGCGUUACAAAACUGCUGUGAAAUGGAGCCUUUGACAGAAUGUCCUUCUGCAGACGAUUUGACAUCCAAUGAUGUCGAGAGUUGGCUGGAAACAAGUUCAAAGUACCAUAGCUGUGAAAUAGUCGAUAUGGAUUGAGAAAAGUUAAAUUUAAAUAUUUCUGAAUGUUAAAAUUAUUUUUUAUUGAAGCAAAGUUUAAAUUCUUUGUUAUAUUCCAAUUUUAAUGAUUAAAAUAUAUUAUAACAUGUUAUUUGUAAUUUGUAAACACUUCAACUAACAAAAAUUAAUGUAAGAG
Messenger RNA from Psylliodes chrysocephalus, 1504 nucleotides. The record is from the annotation of a GenBank genome assembly. NCBI's taxonomy places the organism in Eukaryota, Metazoa, Arthropoda, Insecta, Coleoptera, Chrysomelidae.